Cherax quadricarinatus is the source of this 5508-nucleotide messenger RNA. It is a transcript of the gene Pat1, whose product is annotated as Protein interacting with APP tail-1. Gene Ontology annotation, biological process: proteasome-mediated ubiquitin-dependent protein catabolic process; intracellular protein transport. The record is from RefSeq and is a predicted model, not a curated record. Gene Ontology annotation, cellular component: Cul2-RING ubiquitin ligase complex. Lineage: Eukaryota; Metazoa; Arthropoda; Malacostraca; Decapoda; Parastacidae. Gene Ontology annotation, molecular function: protein binding; ubiquitin-like ligase-substrate adaptor activity.
UAUUGUUGACAUUGAUCAGCUGUGUGAGGGAUACCACCGUAGUGAGAUCACAAUGGCUUCUGCAUCUUUCCUCAAAUGGUUCCCUGGGACACUAUAUAACUCGUCCCUUAACGUGGUGGUGCUGCACUAUAACAGUGUCAGGCAUGAACUACGUAUAUUCCCUCCCUCUGUCCAGUUUGAUGUACUUUAUAAGCUGUACAAGUAUGGGUGCCUGGCAGAGCUUCGUGGGGAGCUGUGCAGCCUGGACGUGCUCACCAGGAUGCUCAAGGUGGUCGACAAGAGACACCUACUGCACCACUGCUUCCAGGCUUUGAUGGACCAGGCACCAGGGGAUCACAGCAGCAAAAUAUCAUCAUUAUUAGCCCAAGCUUAUGUUCAAAGAUGCAAUCAAGACUUGAUGCUGGAUCAACAACAAAUAGACAACCUAGUAAUCCAAGGAUUGGCAGUGUCAGCAUUUUUAGCAGAAGCUGGCUGGCUCCCAGAUGCUGAGAAUAUCUUGACCUCCUGCCAGGGUCUCCUUGCAAACUCCACUGAACCCCAACAAAUGACCCGAGCCCUUGAAUGCUGCCACAGACUACUUCAUGUACAGAAUGGGUACUGUAGAUUUGAGGAAGCCGAGCGAACAUACAACCAGGCGAUGCAGCUGGUCAGGCAGCUACAACAGGCAGGAGCAUCUCCUAACCUUGCCUCUCUCUACUCAGAGUUUUCUACACUGUAUAUGCUUAGAUCUAACUAUGCAGAGGCAUACAGUUGGAGUGUGAAAGCUCUGCAAGCGUUGGUUGCCAACUUUCCGAAGCCACCUCUCAUUGAUGUCUUGAGACAGUCAGCAAAAGCAUGUGUCCUAAAACGAGAAUUUAAGAAGGCUGGGUUGCUAAUUAAACAGGCUGUUAUGAUUGCAACUGAAGUGUUUGGUGAUAAGCAUCCAAAGUAUGCAGACACACUCAUCGAUUAUGGUUUUUACCUCCUUAAUGUAGAUGCCAUAAGUCAAGGUGUACAAGUAUAUCAGACUGCGUUAGAUGUUCGUCAUAGUGUGUUUGGAGGCAUAAACCUACAUGUAGCUAUUGCUCAUGAAGACUUGGCAUAUGCCUCAUAUGUCCAUAAUUAUGCUUAUGGAAAAUUCACUCAUGCUAGAACACAUGCUGAAAGGGCUAUUGAACUGAUGCUCCGCCUCCUUCCUGAAGACCAUCUUCUUCUCUCCUCAAGCAAGAGAGUUAAAGCAUUGAUAUUAGAAGAAAUGGCUAUUGACAAUCCUAGUAAAGAUGUUGAAAAGAAGUACCUUGCUGAAGCACACUCACUGCACAAGGAGGCAUUAGCAAUGGCAAUGCGUGCCUUUGGUGAGAUGAAUGUCCAAACUGCUAAGCACUAUGGUAACUUGGGCCGACUUUACCAGUCAAUGCGUCUCUUUCAGUUAGCGGAGGAGAUGCACUUAAAAGCAAUCAUGAUCAAGGAACAGCUUCUUGGGCCUGAGGACUACGAGGUAGCACUGUCAGUGGGUCACCUUGCCUCCCUCUACAACUAUGAUAUGAUUAAGUUUGAAAAAGCAGAGCAAUUGUAUCUCAGAUCCAUUUCCAUUGGCAAGAAGCUCUUUGGAGAAGGCUACUCUGGUCUUGAGUAUGACUAUCGGGGCUUACUACGUGUGUACAGCAUUGAGGGAAAUGUGGAGAAGUGCAUCAAGUACCAAAACAUUUUGGCAUAUUGGAAACUUCUACGAGAUGAAGCCCAGGAAACACAAACGUCACCCUUUAAUGAACUCACAGAACCUCUACGGGUUACCGACACAUUAAAUCAGUUUAUGUCUAUGUCAUGAAUGAUGCAUAAGAAUGUGUGUUAGUCAGUUCGGUUUUACUAAUAUUUUUUCAGUGCUGCAGCUAUGCGAAAGAAACUGCAUUUGGCCUAACUUUGAAUGCAGAUUUCUCAGCAACUCCAAUGCAGACUGGAGAGUCAUACUCGUGUGGUGCAUUUAAGUCGUGGGAUACAUUCACUGAGCAAUACUAGCAAGUGGCACACUGUACAUAUUCUAAGGUAAUUUUAUUGUUGGGUACACUUGGUCUGUUAUAAUAGAAGCAUGGUUUCAAAAUGCAUUGUGCCAGUAGAAAUUUUAGCACUUAAAAUGUUAAUUCAAGCAACAUUUGACUGCAUUAAAGCAUAAAAUUCAUACACGAUUGUUCCAUUUGGCUUGAUUGCUCAAAGAGAACAGACUUAAAUAAUUAGUUAUUAAUGACUGAAUCAGUAUGUUCAGACUAACUUGUUAAAUUGACCCAGUCAUUGUCAAGUUAUUUUAACACUUUACAAACACUGCACUCCAGUUGCUAUAUGCCAUUUAGUUGGCUGAUGUGUCAGUUCAUAGUACAGUAAUAUUGUAGAUCUAUGUCUGUUAGAAAUGAGCAUUUCAGAAUUGACCAAGUCAUUGGUAAUGUUUGAUAAUGGAAGCUUGUUGUGACACUGUUACAUGUGUAUUAAUAGUCUUGAUAUUUAGACUGUAACAUGAGCAGCAAUGAUGAGUAUAAUAAGACUUCAGAAAUACUAUAUAUUUUGUGCUAGUUUAUGAUGAAGUUCUUCAUGUCUGUCACUAUGGAACAGGUAUCACAAGUCAAAUUUAAUUAAGAUGGUGAUCAGUGAGCAAUGCUCUCACCAUAGGGAUUACAAUACAGUUAACUGUUUUUUUUCCUCCAUAGUUUAAGAUAAUUAUUAUUAUAAUCAUAACUAAGCACUAAAGCCACAAGCGUCUCCACAGUCGUGAUUGCAUGUGAUGACCCAGGAUUUUCAGAAAGCACUUAGGAAUGGCAACAUUUUGUGAAGUACAUAGUUACUUUUCCACUUUUUGUUAGGAUUAAUACUAAGGGUGUAUGUUAUGAAUGUGGCAUUUAUUCAACAGCCAAUUUAACCAUACAUUUUGUGUUCACAUUUCAUCUACAAUAUAUUUACCCUAGUCAUGCUAUUGACAUUUUUCCUCCUUUUUAGUCUCCUGACCAUUAUCUGAUCUUUUAUUAAUCUUCUUAUUUUUCAAGAUUAAAAUUGCAUCUUGUUCAUUUCUGUUUUGGUUAUUAAUGUGGUACAGGUGUGUCUCACUUUUGUGACAGAUGUGUUCCAGGCUGAUAGCACCAAGUGAACCCAUUAUAACGUGUACAAUGUGUAUUUGUUCUCAGACUUUGCAAUUUCCAUUUCUUGACAAAUGUUUACUAAAAAUAUAUGAGCUUGCCAAACAUGCACCGUAUGGUCUUUUUUUUUUUUUUUUUAACACGGCCAUCUCCCACCAAGGCAGGGUGACCCAAAAAAGAAAAAAUCUUUCACCAUCAUUCACACAUAAUCACUGUCUUUGCAGAGGUGCCCAGACAUGACAGUUUAGAUGUCACUCCAAACAGCCAGUAUAAAAAUAAAAUUUGGUCAAAAGUAGCCAAGAAAAAAUAAAAUCCAAGAUUCAGUCAUAGUCCCUGUAUGAUACAAAAUUGGAAAAAACAAUCCACAUUUCUUGACUUAAAAAAAAAAAAUACCAGAUAUUCACCAAAUGGGCAUAUACAAAAAAGUAAAUGAAUUUUGAGUUUCAUUUUUUACUUGACUAAUUGUAACCACAGGAUUUCAUUAAGAAUGUUCUAAUUGAACUUACCACACCUUAAUUUUUCUUACUGAAAAGUAUUUCUUGUGAAUGUCAUUUAAACCAGUUUAGAGUGAAAUUUUAAGAUAUGCAGCUUUUAAAAAUUUGUGGUGCUGGGCUAGGGUGGUCACACAAGUGCAAAAAUCUCACAGGAACCUUCUGUGCCUGUCACACAACAGUGAAUUUUUUUCUUUAUAGACAGCUCCUGAUAAAAUAGGGUUGCUGCAUAUAAGCAAAUCCAUAUAAAAUGGGGGAAAAGUGUAGUUUUUAUUCCCUAGAAUCAAACUGUCAAGAGAACCACCAAGGUGAGCCUAUGUGUAUGCCUGCAUACGUACUUGUUUUCUGCACAGAGCCAAUUGCGUAGGUUUAUCCUUUUGAAAUUGCUUUCCUUGCAGCUUUAUGAAAUGCCAUUUAGUAUUAAUUUUUACUUUAUCAAGCAAUAACACUAAGGUAUGCUACGUUUCUCUGAUUUUCGAGCAGCUUUAAUUUUCUUUUUUCCCAACACGUUGGCCGUCUCCCACCGAGGCAGGGUGACCCAAAAAGAAACUUUCACCAUCAUUCACACAUAAUCACAGUCUUUGCCUAGUGAGACAUACCUGUGACCAGCUUGUUGAAUUCAACUCUAAGUCUGUGCCAAAGCCAGUCUCCAUUGAUGAUUGCCUAGCCAACUAGGCUGUUGCUGUUAGCAACCCACAGGAUACAUAGCCAUCUCAUUUUGGUUGAUCUGGCACGUUUAGAAGGGCGUGAUCCAGUUUCCCUAUUGCCAUUACAUAAACAGACCUAGAAAUUUGAAUAUAUUAUAUAGUCAGAUGUUGAAGGAGGCAAAGAUCUUGGGAAAAUUACAGGUUAUAGCUUAAGAGAUACAAAAAUCAUUGUGAUUAUGUAUUGGAUUGAAAUUUAAAUAUUUUGCUUACAGGGCACCAUAAAAUAUUGUUCUUAAUAGGAAUGUUAUUGUAGGUAGAAGGUUGGUAGACAGCAACCACCCAGGGGGGUACUACCAUCCUGCCAAAUGAGUGUGAAACGAAAGCCUGUAAUUGUUUUACGUGAUGGAGGAUUGCUGGUGUCCUUUUUUCUGUCUCAUAAACAUGCAAGAUUUCAGGUAUGUCUUGCUACUUCUACUUACACUUAGGUCACAUUACACAUACAUGUACAAGCACAUAUAUACACACCCCUCUGGGUUUUCUUCUAUUUUCUUUCUAGUUCUUAUUCUUGUUUAUUUCCUCUUAUCUCCAUGGGGAAGUGGAACAGAAUUCUUCCUCCAUAAGCCAUGCGUGUUGUAAGAGGCGACUAAAAUGCCGGGAGCAAGGGGCUAGUAACCUCUUCUCCUGUAUAUAUUACUAAAUGUAAAAGGAGAAACUUUUGUUUUUCCUUUAGGGCCACCCCGCCUCGGUGGGAUAUGGCCGGUUUGUUGAAAGAAAGAAGGAAUGUUACACUGCAAUUGGUCUGAAUUUAGUUGUGGAUUAUGAGUAGGUGUUUAUACUUGUGGUAAGAGGUAAAUAAGAGUUGUUUAACUGAAAUAUGUGGGUGUUAUGAGGUAAAAGUCCUUUGUGAUGCACUCAGUGAGCCAAAUUUCUUCCAUCAUGAGCCAAGAUAUUAGAGUUUUUGUUGAUUUUAUAGUUUCUAUAUUGCUGUUAAUAAUUGUUAAUUUUGUUUUCUCUAAAACCCUGAAUGCACCCUAAGAAACCAUACUGAGAAAUGUAAGCUGAAAAUUAGCUUGUAUAAAUGGAACUAAUAUGGGGUUAUAGAUAUGUACUUUGUAAUAUAAUUUGUUACUUAGGCUAAUGGUUAUUUUGCUUACCAAGGAUGUGUACCUUUUAUUGAAAUGAGAUUAUGUAUAUAAAUCUUAUGCAGAGUAUUUUUGAAAAGUGCAUUAAUUCAGAUAGAAAUGUGGAAAUGUAAUAAAUGUUUGUUGAGUU